AUAACAUCUAGUGAGGGUCAACUUCAUGUAUCAGCACAAAGUAUACUAUCCGACCAAUACACCCCUAAACAGCACUAUACACCCUCAUACAGUACUAUACACCGCUAUACAGUACUAUACACCCCCUAUAUAGCACUAUACAACCCUACACAGCACUAUACACCCCUAUACAGCACAACACACCCCUAUACAGCAAUAUACACCCCUAUAAAGCACUAUACACCCCUAUACAGCACUAUACCUCCCUAUAAGGCACUAUACGCCCCUAUACAGCACUAUACAGCACUAUACACCGAAACACACCACUAUACAGCACUAUACACCCCUACACAGCACUAUACAUCCCUAUACAGCACUAUACACUCCUACACAGGAGUAUACACCCUUAUACAGCACUAUACACCCAAAUACAGCAGUAUUCACCCCCUAUACAGCACCAUACAACUCUAUACAGCACUAUACACCCGUAUACAGCAUAAUACACACCUAUACAGCACUACACACCCUAAUACAGCACCAUACACCCCUACACAGCACCAUAAAUCCCUAUACAGGACUAUACACCCCUAUACAGCACUAUACAUCCCUAUACAGCACUAUACAUCCCUAUAAAGCACUAUACACCCCUAUACAGCACUAUACACCCAAAUACAGCACUAUACACCCCCAAACCGCACUAUACACCCGUAUACAGCACUA
Molecule: messenger RNA, 699 nt
Organism: Orbicella faveolata
Lineage: Eukaryota; Metazoa; Cnidaria; Anthozoa; Scleractinia; Merulinidae
Source: RefSeq, a predicted model, not a curated record